ACGCUAGGUUGCGCUCAGUGCGAUGCCGCAAUGCGCAUGCGCAAAACCCCACCUCCCAUCCACACCCCUCCUUUUCUUCCUCCCCCUGUUUUUUUUUUCUCUUCUGCACUUCCCCCUUUGGCCUUAGUGGUCGGUUGAGAUUCCCGAGCGUGAACGCGCACCGUGACCGCGCACCGUGCACACGCGCUCUCGGCACCUGCUUUUCUGGCAGAAGCGGACUCAUUAUUUGGCAGGGAGCGGCAGCAGCUCAGAGCUUUUACCUCCUCCUGGAGAAGAACAAGGAGAAGAAAGAGGAGAACAAGAAGAAGGAAGAGACCGGCGUGGAUUCAUUGGGAAUGUAUUUUUGAUAAUAAUCAGAGCAGCACGCGGAGGAUUUUUAUGCACCGUUUUCCGGGGCGUGCUGGUGUUUUUUUUCCUUCCACCCCCAAAGGAGGCGUGUUUUUAUUGUACUAAUUAUUUAUUUAUUUAUUGAUUAACAUUAUUAUUUAUUUCGGUCCUCAUCCGAUCAUCUAAACGGAAUAACGGCCGCGCGCGCUCGCAUCUCUCAUCAUCUCGGAAAAAAGCAAUCAUGACGAGCGCUACGUCCCCCAUCCUGCUGAAAUGGGACCCUAAGAGUCUGGAGAUCCGCACUCUGACCGUGGAGAGGCUGCUGGAGCCACUGGUCACGCAGGUCACCACUCUGGUGAACACCAGCAACAAAGGACCGUCGAGUAAGAAGAAGGGUCGCUCUAAGAAGGCCCAUGUUCUGGCCAUGUCUGUAGAGCAGGCCACUCAGAACUUUUUGGAAAAGGGUGAGCAGAUCGCGAAGGACAGCCAGGAUCUGAAGGAUGAACUCAUCACCGCCGUGGAGGAAGUCCGUAAACAAGGUGAGAGUAUGCGUUUGGCCUCCUCAGAGUUUGCUGAUGAUCCAUGCUCGUCUGUGAAGAGAGGUACGAUGGUCCGAGCCGCUCGUGCUCUUCUCUCCGCCGUCACCCGUCUCCUCAUUCUGGCCGACAUGGCCGAUGUCAUGAGACUCCUCGCUCACCUCAAAAUCGUGGAGGAAGCUCUCGAGGCAGUGAAGAACGCCACCAACGAGCAGGACCUUGCUAACCGCUUUAAGGAGUUUGGGAAAGAGAUGGUGAAGCUGAACUACGUCGCCGCUCGCAGACAGCAGGAGCUGAAGGACCCUCAGUGUCGUGAUGAGAUGGCGGCUCGCGGUGCUCUGAAAAACGCCACCAUGCUGUACACGGCGUCUCAGGCCUUCCUGCGUCGGAGCGAUUACCUCACACACACGCCACUGAUAGGGUUCAACAGCUGCCCCCACUGCCUGCUGCCCCUGCUGCCUCCUCCCCACUGUCUGCUGCCCCACUGCCUCCUGCCCCUGCUACCUCCUGCCCCUGCUGCCUCCUCCCUACUGUCUGCUGCCCCCACUGCCUCCUGCCCCUGCUGCCUCCUGCCCCUGCUGCCUCCUCCCUACUGUCUGCUGCCCCCACUGCCCCCUGCCCCUGCCCCUACUGCCUGCUGCCUCCUGCCCCUGCUGCCUCCUGCCCCUGCUGCCUCCUGCCGAAACCUUGUCCGUGUUCUCCGCGUAAGACCAGCAGACCUCAAACUACGUGGUCUGAGGACGUCUAGUGGAGAUUCUUUGGUCUGUUUGCACGUGUGCAGUCACGUGUUCGGAUGUGUUAGAGAUGUGUUCCAGCUGUUGGAAGUUUUUCCCCUGGUGUCUCUCUGA
Messenger RNA from Silurus meridionalis, 1711 nucleotides. Its product is annotated as catenin alpha-2-like. Gene Ontology annotation, cellular component: catenin complex; adherens junction; actin cytoskeleton. Gene Ontology annotation, biological process: cell-cell adhesion; cell migration. Gene Ontology annotation, molecular function: structural molecule activity; cadherin binding; actin filament binding. The record is from RefSeq and is a predicted model, not a curated record. NCBI's taxonomy places the organism in Eukaryota, Metazoa, Chordata, Actinopteri, Siluriformes, Siluridae.